GAAUAUAUAAAGGAGGUACACGUGUCCGCCUCGUUAGUACACGAGCAAACGUUGACACAUAAGCAAACGUCUUGUGAAAUUGGUGAAGUUGUCAGUGUUGGAAUUAAAUAGCCUCUCGUCGAAAAUCCGACGAAAUUAUUCGAAAAUUCUAGUAACAUCUGCUGCUGCAAACCUCUUUGAUACAGUAUCAGAAUUUGCAUUGUGUCAGCAAGAUAAACGAAAUUUGCACAGUAAAUAUUUCGUAAAACUCCUCAAUUUUUAGUUGAGUCAAGAAAUCGCACUAGAAAAAUUAUAACACAAUUGACAUGGAAUUUCCGAAUUUGGGAGAGCACUGUUCUGAGAGCAGUUGCAAUCGCUUGGAUUUUUUACCUUUAAAGUGCGACGCUUGUCCAGGAAUCUUUUGCACAGAUCAUAUAUCUUAUACAAAUCAUAGUUGUCCCAGUGCAUAUAAAAAGGACGUACAGGUGCCUGUGUGCCCCUUGUGCAACAUUCCUAUAUCCGUAAAACGUGGUGAUCCUCCCGAUUUGGCUGUGGGAUUGCACAUAGACAAUGACUGUAAGGAAAGCUGCAAAAAGAUAUUCUCCAAUAAGUGUUCUUCCAAAGGAUGCAAGGUCAAAGAAAUGGUGCCAGUAAAGUGCAAUGAAUGUGGUGCUAAUUUUUGUUUAAAGCACAGACAUCCUACUGAUCACGGUUGCAUUGGAGCAGAAGAAGCAUUAAGACUGCGCAGAUUAGAAGCGCUAAAACAAAAUGCUCAAGCAACAAUUUCGCAGAAUAGCAACAAUAGUGAUGUGCAGUCAUUCCAUAACCUUCAAGGAACAAUGAGUGAAGACGAAGCACUAGCCAGAGCUCUCCAGGCUUCUUUAGAAGAUGAAGAGAAGAGUAGACGAGUAAUGCAACCAGUGCCUUCUGGAAACAGAGAUAGAUGUAGACUUUCAUAACUCUAUAUGCAUUAAAAAAACUUGGGUUUUUAAUCUAAACGUAAAAUAUUCAUAAUUUAUUGUUUUUUUUUUUAAUAUAUUAA
This is a messenger RNA of Pseudomyrmex gracilis, 1021 nucleotides long. RefSeq names its product AN1-type zinc finger protein 2A. Gene Ontology annotation, biological process: proteasome-mediated ubiquitin-dependent protein catabolic process; protein targeting to ER. Gene Ontology annotation, cellular component: endoplasmic reticulum; cytoplasm. Bases 306 to 938 code for a protein of 210 amino acids. Gene Ontology annotation, molecular function: zinc ion binding. NCBI's taxonomy places the organism in Eukaryota, Metazoa, Arthropoda, Insecta, Hymenoptera, Formicidae. The transcript is spliced from 2 exons. The record is from RefSeq and is a predicted model, not a curated record.